AUGGAAGCAACUAAAGAAUCUCAACAUCAACCUCAUUAUGAAAGCGAGCUUGGGUAUCACAUCGGGGAUCCGCGUUUUGCGUGCGAUGAUCAGGACAGCGAGACAGUCACGUCGACUGCGCAAGUAAGUUGAGGCUUUUUUGGUUGAUUUUGGUGUUUAGAAGAUUAACGAAGCUCGGGUCACGGACAUUCUUGACAAACACGCGAAAGAAGAGUUUUAUCUGAACAAAGAGCCGCAUAUCAAGUGGUUCAAGGAGAAUAUCGCCUUAUUGCCAAAUGGUUACGCUGUAAGUUUAUAUGAAUUAUACAUGAAAAGAUAGAGGAGAAUCUUGGGAUACUUGUGCAAUAUGAUGUGCUGGGGUUUUGACUGUUUUACACAUGUAAUUUGAAAGUUUCAUUGUGACACUGGCUGAUGUUAUCCUUAAAGUUUUUAGGGUCAAGAAUCAAGCAGAACAUGGUUUUGCUUUUGGUGUUUGCAUGGUCUAAAAUUGCUGGGUUAUAAACUCACUAAAGAAGAAGAAAAACAGUAAGUUUUAUAUUAAAAACGUCUAUAAACUUGGCUUUACAUCAACACGUUUAUGAGUAAUAUAAAAAUUUUGUCUUUGACUUAUUUUUUUGUAGAAUUUUAAAUGUUCGGACUAUUAAUGUGUUUUUUAUAGGUUUAUUGUGUUUUUGAAAUCAUGCCAGAAUCCAGAAGGUGGUUUUGGCGGAGCUCCAGGAAAUUAUUCUCACAUGGCCACAACUUACGCUGCUGUUAUGUCGUUGGUCACUAUUGGCACGGAAGAAGCGUUAGCUGUUAUUGACAGGUAAUAAUCGGUUAACAAUAGCAUCUUCUAUAUUUCUUUUCGAAAAAUGUUAUUUUAAGUAGCGUUUUGAUUAAUAAUGGCAUUUUUGGACGAGAUAAGGUGUGGAUGGCUUAGUUAAUGAAGUUUUUGUUUUUUUAGCUAAAAUUUUACUAAUUUUUGCUAUGUUUUCAAUUUCAGGAAGAAGUUGAUUGACUUUUACUGGACUAUGAAGUUGCCUGAUGGAAGUUUUAUGCUGCACGAGACAGGCGAGAUUGAUGUUAGAGCUGUUUACUGCAUGAUAGCUUGUUGUUAUGUUUGUGGAAUUAUGAAUGAGCCGCUGUUUGAGGGCGUUGCUGGUUGGUUGACGAGGUAAGUCUUAUCUUUUCGUAAAUUUGUGAUUUUUAAAAGAUUAGUUUUGUGCCUAAAAUACGGUUUUUUGGCUGAAAAAACGUGAAUUUUUAGCUUAAAGUAUCAACUUUUAUAUGAUUUUUGGAUGAAAAAUUCUAUUUUUGCAAAAAAUCGUUGACUACAACAAGCUAUUUCAGAUGCCAGACCUACGAAGGUGGAUUUGCGGGAGCUCCGGACUGUGAGGCUCAUGGUGGAUAUACUCUAUGUGGAGCAGCUGCCUUGGUUUUGUUGGAAAAAGGUCAUCUGAUCGAUGCAGAAGGUCUUUUGAGAUUCUGUGCCUUCAAGCAACUGCCAUUUGAAGGUGGUUUUUCGGUAUGUUAUCGACUUUUUUAUAUUGAUUUUUAGGUUUGUACCGGUUAAAAUCAAAAGGAGGUUAAUAUCAAAAAAAUGAGCAUUAUGUAUUUAAAAUCAAAUUUCAGGGCCGUACCUGCAAGCUGGUUGACACAUGUUACAGUUACUGGGUUGGAGCAUCAGCUAUCAUCGCCCAAACCUACCUAAAUCCUCAACCGGCCGACUUUGUUGCUUUCAAUCCAAAAGGCCUAGAGGAAUAUAUUCUGUUUGCUUGCCAAUGUUUUUCAGGCGGCUUCAGAGACAAGCCAGGAAAGUGUCCUGAUCCAUAUCACUCUUGCUACGCCUUGGCUGGAUUGUCAUUGGCUCAACAUCAACAAGGCGUCUCUCCGAAUUAUGAUCAGCCAUUGGUAAGAGUUUCUUUGAGAAAGGCUUGCUUUGGUCGAAAAGUUGUUGGAGUUUUAAAUUUUUAAAAAUUUUAAAUUUAAAAAUUUUUAUUUUCAGUCCAAACUCAACGUCCUCCUGAACGUGUGCGAAGAACAAUUCGAAUUCGCGGUGGAUUACUUUACCAGGAACCCAUUGUAA
Bursaphelenchus okinawaensis is the source of this 2065-nucleotide messenger RNA. Lineage: Eukaryota; Metazoa; Nematoda; Chromadorea; Rhabditida; Aphelenchoididae. The record is from the annotation of a GenBank genome assembly.